Messenger RNA from Lycium ferocissimum, 1633 nucleotides. Its product is annotated as phospholipase A1-Igamma1, chloroplastic. Lineage: Eukaryota; Viridiplantae; Streptophyta; Magnoliopsida; Solanales; Solanaceae. Gene Ontology annotation, molecular function: glycerophospholipase activity. Bases 77 to 1600 code for a protein of 507 amino acids. Gene Ontology annotation, biological process: lipid metabolic process. The transcript has a single exon. The record is from RefSeq and is a predicted model, not a curated record.
ACUAUAAUAAAUCCAAGUUCCUACCACAAUUAGAUCACAAUUCUCAUUUAGAUUUCCUCCGUAUUUUCAAGCCACCAUGAAAGCAAUCCACCACCCCCACCACCUCCUUGCCACACAUAUCCACCAACACAACCACCAACUAAACAAAAAUAGAGUUCCUAUGGUCUAUGCCUACCAAGAUGUUAAAACCUCAAAGAAAUCAAAUAGACUUGGUGAAACAUUGUCAAACCUUCUAAACAUUCAAAAACCAUACCAAAAGAUUAAUCCUCCUAGUACUCAUGAGUCUAAUUGGAACACUUUAAACAUUCAUGAAGACAAGGCCAACACACCUACCAUGUCCCCUAAAGAGGAUAUAUCUGAUCGAUGGCGCGACAUUCAUGGUGUUCAAGAAUGGGAAGGUCUUCUUGAUCCACUCCACCCAUUGCUUCGUCGUGAAAUCGUCAAAUAUGGUGAAUUUGCUCAAGCAACUUAUGAUGCAUUAGAUUUCGACUCAUUCUCGGAGUAUUGUGGAAGUUGCAUGUACAAUAGUCACAAAUUGUUUGACAAGUUAGGCCUUAGCAAGAGUGGAUACAAAGUUACCAAGUACAUCUAUGCUAUGUCACACAUUGAUAUGCCUCAAUGGCUUGAAAGAUCAAGAUUGACAUAUACAUGGAGCAAAGAUUCAAAUUGGAUUGGUUUUGUGGCGGUGAGUGACGACGAAGAAUCGCGACGAAUUGGGAGGAGAGACGUUGUUGUGGCAUGGAGAGGCACUGUGACACCUUCAGAAUGGUACGAAAAUAUGCAGAGGAAAUUAGAGCCAAUUGGGCAUAUGGACUCAAAAGUUGAACAUGGUUUUCUUAGUAUUUACACAUCUAAGAGUGAUUCAACUAGAUACAACAAAUCAAGUGCCUCAGAACAAGUCAUGAAAGAAUUGAAAUCAUUGGUGGAUUUUUACAAAAGCAAAGGAGAAGAAGUUAGCCUCACAAUAACAGGACAUAGCCUAGGGGGUGCACUUGCUCUCUUAAAUGCUUAUGAAUCAGCAGCAAAUUUUCCAAAACUUCCAAUUAGUGUUAUUUCAUUUGCAUCCCCAAGAGUUGGAAAUAUUGCAUUUCGAGACGAGCUUUACCAAAUGGGAGUCAAAAUUUUACGCGUUACAGUGAAACAAGAUUUAGUCCCUCGAAUGCCUGGAAUAGUUCUGAAUGAAAGUUUACAAAAAUUCGACGAUUUUACCGGGUCAUUAGAGUGGAUUUACACACAUGUUGGUGCUGAAUUGAAGCUUGAUGUUAGGUCUUCACCUUAUUUGAAAAGAGGGUUUAAUUUCAUAGGGAUUCAUAUGCUUGAGACAUACCUUCAUUUAGUAGAUGGUUUUGUUAGUACUAGUUCAACCUUUAGGUCUAAUGCUAAAAGGGAUGUGGCUCUAGUGAAUAAGGCUUGUGAUAUGCUUGUAGAUGUGUUGAGAAUUCCUACUUGUUGGUACCAAUUGGCCCACAAGGGGUUAGAGUGUAAUUCUUAUGGUAGGUGGGUAAGGCCCAAAAGAGAUCCAGAAGAUAUUCCUUCACCUACUAGGGAAGAACAGAGUGAUGAUGAACUUGUAUUGCAAGAAAUUAGUUAUGGAUUUUGAAUCCUUAUAUAUUUAUAAUAGAUGUUUAAGUUA